Messenger RNA from Cucurbita pepo subsp. pepo (vegetable marrow), 408 nucleotides. RefSeq names its product Rhodanese/Cell cycle control phosphatase superfamily protein. Gene Ontology annotation, molecular function: catalytic activity. The record is from RefSeq and is a predicted model, not a curated record. NCBI's taxonomy places the organism in Eukaryota, Viridiplantae, Streptophyta, Magnoliopsida, Cucurbitales, Cucurbitaceae.
AUGGAGGGUGAGAAGAGGCCAGAGGAUGUUGUGACUGUUGAUGUUGAAGUUGCCAAAGAUCUGUUGCAGAAGGGGCAGCUUUAUUUGGAUGUCAGGACUGUUGAAGAGUAUAACAAGGCCCAUGUUGAGAAUGCACUCAAUGUUCCUUACAUGUUCUUGACCUCGGAAGGUCGAGUAAAGAAUCCUGACUUUCUAGCACAAGUUGCAUCUAUAUUGAAGAAGGAAGACCAUGUGGUAGUGGCUUGCAACAGUGGCGGUAGAGGACUUCGCGCUUGCGUCGAUCUUCUUAACGCGGGGUAUGAGCAUGUGAAGAACAUGGCAGGAGGCUACUCUGCUUGGGUUGACAGUGGAUUUGCUGGGGACAAACCAGCUGAAGAGCUCAAAAUAGCUUGUAAGUUCCGAGGUUGA